Molecule: messenger RNA, 1903 nt
Organism: Suillus subaureus
Lineage: Eukaryota; Fungi; Basidiomycota; Agaricomycetes; Boletales; Suillaceae
Product: WD40-repeat-containing domain protein
Exons: 7
Coding region: 220-1713 (497 amino acids)
Molecular function (GO): protein binding
Source: RefSeq, a predicted model, not a curated record
UUUUCUACUUGCAGACCUCAUCCGAGGCAGUAGCCUAGAGAAUCUGCAGUGCUUAGCAUCUCGUCUUCCAGUUGAUUGUGCUUCUCUAGCUCGAAUCACGUUCCCUAAUUUAUUUUUAGUCGAAAUUGCCGGCCACUGGAUCUGUUAAGUCCCCUGGCCUUGGACUUACCUCGCUCAACUUGUCGCGGCGAGCAUUCAUUUCUGUGACAUCAUCCUACCAUGCUCUCUACUUCGUCCAAACCUUAUACCCAGAAACCAAUAUGUCUCUACGGCCAGGGAAUCCACUCCGCGGCAAUCUCAUGCAUCGAUUUUCUAGACGAAGAUCGACGCAUCAUCAUCUGCUCCGAAGAUGGUUCCAUCCAAGUUCUGAAGGUGGACACCGGUCAAGUAGUGGGUGGCCCCUGGACAGAUGCAGGAAGUGGGGCUGUCCACGCCAUGGCAGUGUCGCCAAAUCACAUGGAAAUCGUGACUGGCAGCCAGGAUGGCAGGAUACGCCUUUGGACGUUGGCCACCGGGAAAAUGGCCGGAAAAUGGAAGCAAGCUCACAGCCUCGCAAUAUUGUCUGUUUGCUGGAGUCCGGAUGAGUUGCACAUCGCCAGUGGGUCUGAAGACGGAACGGCGAUCAUUUGGGAUACCAAGCAAGGCGAUAUCGUGGGAUAUCCGAUCAGAACUGGCCACCCACAUGUAUACGCAGUGCGUUAUUCAUCUGAUGGUACAACGCUCGUAACGAGUGGAUACAACAAUACAAUCACUUUUUGGGACGUCAAGACAAGAGAGGUGCUCCGCUUUGUAGAAGCAUGCCAUGCAUCGCAGCAAAUCCACUGCGUCACAUGGACUUCAUAUGAUAGAAUUUUCCUGGGAUGUAGUAAUGGAAUCGCACAGACAAGAGCUGAUAUCCAAGGGAAAGUCGUCCGUCUAGGCGAACGUACUCGUCCUAUCUGUGCCAUGGUCUUGUCUCAAGACGAGCUUUUAUUGGUGACCGCUUCUCUUGAUAACACCAUCUCUUUAUGGGAUCCGAAAACCAACCAGUCAGUUGGUCGGCCUUUGGACCAUCCCAAUGGCUUGAGGUGCGCGGCUUUCGCAAGAAACAGCAGACUGCUCGCUACUGGUGGUGUCGACAAGAGCGUGUACAUCUGGGAUCUUCAGGCGUUGGUUAGAGAUGUUAAUGUUACGGACAGCGAGUCAGGACCGUCACUGGGAACGUCUACAGCUGGUCACUCACUGAUCGAUAUUGACGCAAGUAUUUGUCCCGCCAGUAACAACGCACGAAAGGAUUUACGGCACGAUGAUACUAUCGUGCCUGAUCACACGCCUCGACUACCGGCACCUUUUGAUGUGGCUACAAACAUUCGUAGCGCAUCGCCUCCCAAUCCAAGACCAUGGGAUGAGCGUGGCGUAGCGCAGUCAAAUUCCUCAACCAGAACUGUUGAUCAAGUCGCUAGCUUACCACUAGGCAUUCAGUCGUCCAAGACCAUUUUCACGCACACGUGCUGUUGGAGCGGGGCACGGUACGCGAGAAAACUCUUCGCAUGGCCGUCAAAGUCGUCCACCUGGCCAGCAGGAAAGUGCAGUGCACAAGCCUGUCAGGGUAAAAGACAAUGUUUGGUCUCGUUUUUGGUUGUGUGUUGGUUGUUUGUCUCCCGCCGGUGUGGACGAUUAGAUAUGUUCGCUUUGAUUUAUCCUAUCUCAUUCUAUAUCCCCACGUACUACUAGAUACUAUUUUGUUCUUAUUUCUACUUAUGUCUUCCGACGGGUUCGGGGUUCAGGGCGCGGGGUAGUACAAUCAAUUACGAUACGUUAGUAACUUGGUUUUGUGUAUGGGACAUAUUGUAUCUGAAUUGCUUAUUUUCGGUGGAUACAGCGCUCUAGACCAAUCCAUUCACCACUGUUUGACUGCAUCGGA